UAUUUUAAUGCAUGAACGCCUUGUCCAUUGACUGCUGUUUUACUCUUGAUUUAUUUCAUUAAUUAAAUUAAAUUAAAUUCAUUUAUUAUUCUAACCAGUAGCAUUAAUAAACUAGCAAUGUUCUGUCUAUUCCAAGCAGGAACAAGUCUUCUCUUUCACACUUUUAUUAUCAUUCAUUCAAUCCAUUUUCCUUUGUCUUUAAUUUGGGGAGAUACAAAAUUAUCAUUAUUAUUAUUGUUAUAGAAUCUUUGGCCUGUCUCAACUGGAAGCAUUUUGUUGAAGAUCCAUUUUUGUUUACUUUCCUCUUAAUUUACAUUCUUGUAAGGCUUUAUCUUGUUUUUUUCUCCUCUCUUCUUGGCAUUUGUUUUUUUAUUGCUCUUGCUUGGUUUGUUUGAUCAUUUUGGGAUUGCUGUGAACAUGAGUAGUUAUUUAUUAUCUUUGUUUUCGCUGAUGUUGGAAGUUCUGAGUCUUUGGAAGGUUUCUAUGUUUGCUUAUUGAUUAUGUUGAUUUUCACUUUUAAACUCCCUUUUCUCCUCACUUUGUGCUGGAAUUUGGGGAUUAGGGUUUCUGUAUCCUUCCUUGUUUAAUUAAUUCAUGCUUAGCUUUUUCAUGAUGAUGAUGAUGGAGGAGGUUGAGAGAGCAAAUAGUGCAGCAGUUGAAAAUUGUCAUGCAGUAAUUAAUAUCUUAUCAAAGCCACAAGAUGAGAGCCAAUUUGAGAAACUAGCAGAGCAAACAGGGGAGGCUGUGCAUAAGUUCAAGAAAGUUGUGUCUCUUCUAAGUCCUACCAAUCAUGGCCAUGCUAGAGUGAGAAAGCACCUGAAAUUUCAAAUCCCUUGGCCCCAAAAUACGUUCUUGGAAAAUCCCAUCUUCACCACAGAUGAAACUACACCUAAACAGCUUCUCCAAAUCCAUGACCAAGAAACUGAUCCAAAUGCCAAGAAUGCCCCCCCAGUAGCAAACACUGCUUUGGAAUUGUGUCACCAUGGCAAAACUCUGCAACUACCCCAACAAACUCCAUUGCCAAACCAUCACUUUCUCCAACAACAACAAUUGAGGCAUCAUCGGGCCGAUCUUAUGUUUUGCCUUAGUAAUAAAGGAGGCCUUAACCUGAAUUUUGACAGCUCAACCUGCACUCCAACCAUGUCAUCUGCCAGAUCAUUCAUAUCUUCCCUGAGUAUGGAUGGGAGUGUUGCUAAUUUGUCAAGGGACAGUUACUGUUUAAUUGGGGCUGCUCGAUCAGCUGAUCAGAGUUCAUAUCAGUACAAGAGGAAGUGCUCUGGAAAGGAUGGAAAUGGUAAAUGUGGAGGCAGAUGCCAUUGCUCUAAGAAGAGGAAACAUAGGAUCAAAAGGUGUAUCAAAGUUCCUGCAAUAAGCAACAAGAUAUCCGAUAUUCCACCGGACGAAUUCUCUUGGAGGAAAUACGGACAGAAACCGAUCAAAGGUUCGCCAUAUCCGAGGGGAUACUACAAAUGCAGCAGCAUGAGGGGUUGCCCUGCAAGGAAACAUGUGGAGCGAUGCUUCGACGAACCUUCGAUGCUCUUUGUCACUUAUGAGGGCGAACAUAACCAUAGCCAUAACCAGCAAAUGAUAAGGAUGCCUUCUUCUUCUCAGUCCCACCCCUCCUUGUCUAAAUCCAAAUCCAACCAUUAACAACAAUUUAUUCUAUGCUUUUCUGGUAUAAUAUAUAUAAAUAUAGAUAUAGAUAUA
Messenger RNA from Andrographis paniculata, 1707 nucleotides. Its product is annotated as probable WRKY transcription factor 39. Gene Ontology annotation, molecular function: sequence-specific DNA binding; DNA-binding transcription factor activity. NCBI's taxonomy places the organism in Eukaryota, Viridiplantae, Streptophyta, Magnoliopsida, Lamiales, Acanthaceae. Gene Ontology annotation, biological process: regulation of DNA-templated transcription. The transcript has 3 exons. The record is from RefSeq and is a predicted model, not a curated record. Bases 595 to 1650 code for a protein of 351 amino acids.